AUGUCGGUUUCAGGCGAAGCCCCCGUGAUUGGGACCCAACCAGAGAAUGUGGACGUUGAGCGGGGUGGGAAUGCCAUGCUCAGUGUGGUGGCAACCGGAGAGGGACUGAGCUACCAGUGGUUUGGUCCUGAUGGAGAGAUCGAAGGAGCCACCGCAUCCACUUUACGGAUUACCAAUGCUGGACCAGAUGACGCUGGCGACUAUAGAGUGCGAAUUACAACUGUCAAUGGAGGAAUUGUCGAUUCUGACACUGUCUCACUUUCCGUCGGUCCUGCAAUUGACGUACAACCGAGCGAUGUGAAUGCGGAAGCGGGUGGAACUGCCACACUCACCGUGGAAGCCUCUGGUGAAGGAUUGAGCUACCAGUGGUUUGGUCCUGGCGGGAACGCUCUCACUGACGUCGACGGAGACAUCGAAGGAUCCAAUUCAUCCACCCUGCAAAUUAUCAAUGUUGAGUCUGGCGAUGCUGGAGAUUACACAGUCGUUGUGACCAACAGUGCGGGAUCAGUCGUCUCUGAUGCUGCAACUCUGUCUAUUGCUCAACCUACCCAAGGUCCCACACUUGCUCCUCUGAUCCUGAACUGCAGUACCGAGUUCCUCGCUGAGUCUCAGCAAGUGAGUGUGAGCUGCACGUCAAGUAGGGACCUCGACGGCUUGGACUUUGAGUGCAGCUUCAAUGAUUCAUCAGUAACAGAAGGAUGUGGACAAUUCCCGUUCUUUGUGUCUGUCGCUGGAGCUUCAGGAAGCCAGACCAUUGUCAUCAGUGCAACCGAUCCAGCGGAUGGAGCUGGUUUCACGUCAACCAUUACAAUCACAACCACAGCCCCUGAAAUUGAGACCCAACCAGAGAGUGUGGGUGUCGAGCAAGGCGGAAGUGCCUCAUUCACCGUGGAGGCCUCUGGUGCAGGACUGACCUACCAGUGGUUUGGUCCUGGCGGAGUGGCUCUGACUGACAGUGACGGAGAGAUUGAGGGGUCCACUUCAGGAACGUUGACAGUUUUCAACGCUGAGCCUGGCGAUGCGGGAGACUACACGGUCGUUGUGACCAACAGUGCGGGAUCAGUCACCUCUGAUGCUGCAACCCUGUCUAUCGGCGAAGCCCCCGUGAUUGGGACCCAACCAGAGAAUGUGGACGUUGAGCGGGGUGGGAAUGCCACGCUCAGUGUGGUGGCAACCGGAGAGGGACUGAGCUACCAGUGGUUUGGUCCUGAUGGAGAGAUCGAAGGAGCCACCGCAUCCACUUUACGGAUUACCAAUGCUGGACCAGAUGACGCUGGCGACUAUAGAGUGCGAAUUACAACUGUCAAUGGAGGAAUUGUCGAUUCUGACACUGUCUCACUUUCCGUCGGUCCUGCAAUUGACGUACAACCGAGCGAUGUGAAUGCGGAAGCGGGUGGAACUGCCACACUCACCGUGGAAGCCUCUGGUGAAGGAUUGAGCUACCAGUGGUUUGGUCCUGGCGGGAACGCUCUCACUGACGUCGACGGAGACAUCGAAGGAUCCAAUUCAUCCACCCUGCAAAUUAUCAAUGCUGAGUCUGGCGAUGCUGGAGAUUACACAGUCGUUGUGACCAACAGUGCGGGAUCAGUCGUCUCUGAUGCUGCAACUCUGUCUAUUGCUCAACCUACCCAAGGUCCCACACUUGCUCCUCUGAUCCUGAACUGCAGUGCCGAGUUCCUCGCUGAGUCUCGGCAAGUGAGUGUGAGCUGCACGUCAAGUAGGGACCUCGACGGCUUGGACUUUGAGUGCAGCUUCAAUGAUUCAUCAGUAACAGAAGGAUGUGGACAAUUCCCGUUCUUUGUGUCUGUCGCUGGAGCUUCAGGAAGCCAGACCAUUGUUAUCAGUGCAACCGAUCCAGCGGAUGGAGCUGGUUUCACGUCAACCAUUACAAUCACAACCACAGCCCCUGAAAUUGAGACCCAACCAGAGAGUGUGGGUGUCGAGCAAGGCGGAAGUGCCUCAUUCACCGUGGAGGCCUCUGGUGCAGGACUGACCUACCAGUGGUUUGGUCCUGGCGGAGUGGCUCUGACUGACAGUGACGGAGAGAUUGAGGGGUCCACUUCAGGAACGUUGACAGUUUUCAACGCUGAGCCUGGCGAUGCGGGAGACUACACGGUCGUUGUGACCAACAGUGCGGGAUCAGUCACCUCUGAUGCUGCAACCCUGUCUAUCGGCGAAGCCCCCGUGAUUGGGACCCAACCAGAGAAUGUGGACGUUGAGCGGGGUGGGAAUGCCACGCUCAGUGUGGUGGCAACCGGAGAGGGACUGAGCUACCAGUGGUUUGGUCCUGAUGGAGAGAUCGAAGGAGCCACCGCAUCCACUUUACGGAUUACCAAUGCUGGACCAGAUGACGCUGGCGACUAUAGAGUGCGAAUUACAACUGUCAAUGGAGGAAUUGUCGAUUCUGACACUGUCUCACUUUCCGUCGGUCCUGCAAUUGACGUACAACCGAGCGAUGUGAAUGCGGAAGCGGGUGGAACUGCCACACUCACCGUGGAAGCCUCUGGUGAAGGAUUGAGCUACCAGUGGUUUGGUCCUGGCGGGAACGCUCUCACUGACGUCGACGGAGACAUCGAAGGAUCCAAUUCAUCCACCCUGCAAAUUAUCAAUGCUAAGUCUGGCGAUGCUGGAGAUUACACAGUCGUUGUGACCAACAGUGCGGGAUCAGUCGUCUCUGAUGCUGCAACUCUGUCUAUUGCUCAACCUACCCAAGGUCCCACACUUGCUCCUCUGAUCCUGAACUGCAGUGCCGAGUUCCUCGCUGAGUCUCAGCAAGUGAGUGUGAGCUGCACGUCAAGUAGGGACCUCGACGGCUUGGACUUUGAGUGCAGCUUCAAUGAUUCAUCAGUAACAGAAGGAUGUGGACAAUUCCCGUUCUUUGUGUCUGUCGCUGGAGCUUCAGGAAGCCAGACCAUUGUCAUCAGUGCAACCGAUCCAGCGGAUGGAGCUGGUUUCACGUCAACCAUUACAAUCACAACCACAGCCCCUGAAAUUGAGACCCAACCAGAGAGUGUGGGUGUCGAGCAAGGCGGAAGUGCCUCAUUCACCGUGGAGGCCUCUGGUGCAGGACUGACCUACCAGUGGUUUGGUCCUGGCGGAGUGGCUCUGACUGACAGUGACGGAGAGAUUGAGGGGUCCACUUCAGGAACGUUGACAGUUUUCAACGCUGAGCCUGGCGAUGCGGGAGACUACACGGUCGUUGUGACCAACAGUGCGGGAUCAGUCACCUCUGAUGCUGCAAGUCUGUCUAUUGGUCCUGCAAUUGACGUACAGCCGAGCGAUGUGAAUGCUGCGGAAGCGGGUGGGACUGCCACAUUCACCGUGGAAGCCUCUGGUGAAGGACUGUUGAGCUACCAGUGGUUUGGUCCUGGCGGGGACGCUCUCACUGACGUUGACGGAGACAUCGAAGGAUCCAAUUCAUCCACCCUGCAAAUCAUCAAUGUUGAGUCUGGCGAUGCUGGAGACUACACAGUCGUUGUGACCAACAGUGCGGGAUCAGUCAUCUCUGAUGCUGCAACCCUGUCUAUCGGUGAGAUUAAUUGA
Molecule: messenger RNA, 3543 nt
Organism: Halichondria panicea
Lineage: Eukaryota; Metazoa; Porifera; Demospongiae; Suberitida; Halichondriidae
Product: obscurin-like
Exons: 16
Coding region: 1-3543 (1180 amino acids)
Cellular component (GO): neuron projection
Source: RefSeq, a predicted model, not a curated record